AUGUAUAUACCAGAGAUGCUGACACAAGUUGUUGAGGACGAUUUAGAGGACGAUUUAGAAGGCGAUCACACACAAUAUCAAGAAGAUUAUGAUCAAGACGAUCUACAAGAUGCCGAAAUACAACCCGAUAUUACACAAGAAGAUUGUUGGACAGUUAUAUCAUCGUUUUUUCAUGAUAAAGGACUUGUUCGCCAACAACUCGAUUCGUUUGACGAAUUUGUGCAAAACACCAUGCAAGAAAUUGUUGAUGAAAAUAAAAAUUUAGUUCUACAAACUUUUUCAGGAAGCCAAACGGGAGAUGGUGAUAAAGCAAAAAGAUUUUAUAUUCGAUUCGGUCAAGUUUAUCUUUCGAAACCUACAAUGACUGAAUCAGAUGGUAGUGUCCAAGCGAUGUUUCCACAAGAAGCACAAGAAGCAUUAUACGCUGAUCCCAGAGCUCCGGAGAACAGGGGAAAGCCAACAUUAGCCGAAAUGUUUGAUGAAAAUAAGUUAAAAGAUGAUCCAAAAGAAGAAACUUAUGAUAAAGUUUUUGUUGGAAAGAUUCCAGUCAUGUUGAAAUCGACAUACUGCGUGCUUCAUGGCUUAGACGAUGAAAGCCUUUAUGCAUUGAACGAAUGUCCGUAUGAUCAGGGUGGUUAUUUCAUCAUCAAUGGAUCCGAAAAAGUAUUAAUCGCUCAAGAAAGGAUGGCAACAAAUACUGUAUAUGUGUUUGCAAAAUCCCCUCCCUCACCUUAUUCCUAUACUGCUGAGAUAAGAAGUGCUAUGGAAAAGGGAUCCAAAUUGGCUAGUUCAUUGGUCGUCAAAAUGUUAGCAAAGACAGCUGAUAAAGGAUCGACCGGACAAUUCAUCCAAGCAACUAUGCCUUACAUUAAGAAAGAUGUACCAGUGGUGAUCGCUUUCCGGGCUCUUGGUGCCGUUUCUGAUCAAGAUUUUCUGCAAUACGUUUGUUAUGAUCCUAACGAUAAUCAAAUGAUGGAAGCAUUAAAACCAUGUAUCGAGGAAGCGUUUGCGGUUCAAAGUACUGAAGUUGCUGCUGAUUGGAUUGGACGUAGAGGAACAACGACAGGCGCUACAAGAGAUAAGCGUAUCAAAUAUGCUAAAGAAAUUCUACAGAAAGAAUUAUUACCUCAUGUCUCAACUGAAUAUGGGUGCGAAAAACGAAAAGCAUUCUUUUUAGGAUAUAUGGUGCACAGACUUUUACUGGCUGCUCUCGGGCGUCGAGAGUUGGAUGAUCGUGAUCAUUAUGGGAAGAAAAGAAUGGAUCUUGCGGGUCCUUUAUUGGCAUCAUUGUUUCGUAUGUUAUUCAAAAAGCUUACAAAAGAUAUCUCGAUAUAUUUAAGAAAGUGCAUCGAUACAAGUAGAGAAUUUAAUCUUCAUUUGGCAAUUAAAGCACAAACAAUUACUAAUGGCCUUAAAUAUUCUCUUGCAACUGGUAAUUGGGGUGAUCAAAAGAAGGCUAUGCAGUCCCGAGCAGGUGUUUCUCAAGUACUAAAUCGAUACACUUUCGCAUCAACACUAUCCCAUUUGAGAAGAUGUAAUACUCCAAUGGGAAGAGAUGGAAAGAUUGCAAAACCUCGCCAGUUGCACAAUACCCAUUGGGGUAUGGUUUGUCCUGCCGAAACCCCUGAAGGACAGGCUUGCGGUUUAGUUAAGAACCUUUCCUUGAUGUCAUAUAUUUCUGUUGGAAGUUCUUCGAAGCCGAUAAUAGACUUCUUGGAAGAAUAUGGCAUGAUAAAUUUGAACCAACAAUUUGAUCCUGCAAAUAUUAGAGACAAUACAAAAGUUUUUGUAAAUGGUAAAUGGGCAGGUAUUUCCGCAGCGCCUGAACAAUUAGCUAAUACACUUAGGGGCUUGAGACGAAGUGUUGAUGUGAGCCCCGAAGUUAGUGUUGUUAGAGACAUUCGUGAAAAAGAACUAAGAAUUUAUACUGAUGCUGGAAGAGUGUGUAGACCUUUAUUCAUUGUAGAAGACCAAUGUUUAAAAAUAAGUAAAGAACUUAUACUUAAUUUGGAUGUUAAUAAGCUUGUAAGUGACAUGUUUGUUUUAUCUCAUUCAGAGUUUGAUAGCAAUGGCACAAAAAGGCGACGAAAUAGACAAGUUUAUGCAUGGCAUGAUUUAAUUUCCAAUGGUGCAAUUGAGUAUAUAGAUGCGGAAGAAGAAGAAACAGUUAUGAUCUGUAUGACCCCAGAAGAUUUAGCGGAGUCAAGGCAUUAUUAUCAAACUGGUAUUCAACGAGCGUCCAAAGCACACGAAAAAGAUGUGGCAGCUCGCGUUAAAAGUGAAACAAAUUUAUAUAUACAUACUUGGACACACUGUGAAAUUCAUCCUAGUAUGAUACUAGGGAUUUGUGCUAGUAUUAUUCCUUUCCCUGAUCAUAAUCAGUCACCGCGUAAUACUUAUCAAUCCGCUAUGGGUAAACAAGCAAUGGGUAUUUACGUAACGAAUUAUCAAUUACGAAUGGACACUUUGGCAAAUAUUUUAUAUUAUCCGCAAAAACCUUUAGUAACAACACGAGCUAUGGAAUUUUUGAGAUUCCGUGAAUUGCCAGCGGGUCAAAAUGCUAUUGUAGCAAUUCUUUGUUAUAGUGGUUAUAAUCAAGAAGAUUCGGUAAUUAUGAAUCAAAGUAGUAUAGAUAGAGGAUUAUUUAGAAGUAUUUUUUAUAGAAGUUAUAUGGAUCAAGAAAAGAAAGUGGGCAUCUUAUCUAUUGAAGAAUUUGAUAAACCGACAAGGGAAACCACCUUACGUCUCAAACAUGGUACAUAUGAAAAGUUAGAGGAGGAUGGUUUAAUUGCGCCCGGUACAAGGGUAUCCGGCGAUGAUAUAAUUAUUGGGAAGGUUACACCUAUUCCAGAGCAUACUAUUGAACUUGGUCAACGAAAAGUUUCCCAUACACAUAGAGAUGCUUCCACACCGAUGCGAAGUACAGAAAAUGGUAUCGUAGAUCAAGUGAUGGUAACAACAAAUGCCGAAGGAAUGAAGUUCGUUAAAGUAAGAGUUCGAAGUACAAGAAUUCCACAGAUGGGUGAUAAAUUCGCUAGUCGACAUGGUCAGAAAGGUACUAUUGGAAUUACAUAUCGACAAGAAGAUAUGCCGUUUACUUCUGAAGGAAUUACACCAGAUCUUAUUAUAAAUCCUCAUGCUAUUCCAAGUCGUAUGACAAUCGGUCAUUUGGUCGAAUGCUUAUUAGGAAAGGUUUCAACACUCACCGGCCAAGAAGGCGAUGCAACGCCGUUCACUGAUGUGACGGUUGAAGCUAUUUCAAACAGCUUGCGACAAAAUGGUUACCAUUCUCGCGGGUUUGAAGUAAUGUAUAAUGGCCAUACAGGACGCAAGUUAGCUGCACAAGUGUUCUUGGGACCAACAUAUUAUCAACGAUUGAAACAUAUGGUGGAUGAUAAAAUUCAUUCUCGUGCCAGAGGUCCAGUGCAAAUUCUUACACGUCAGCCGGUUGAGGGUCGUAGUCGUGACGGUGGGCUACGUUUCGGUGAGAUGGAACGCGAUUGUAUGAUUUCUCAUGGCGUAGCCAUGUUUUUGAAGGAACGAUUGUUUGACGCGUCAGAUGCUUAUCGAAUUCAUUGUUGUGAUAUAUGUGGGCUAAUGGCCAUAGCAAAUCUUAAGAAGAACACUUUUGAAUGUAAAGCUUGUAAAAAUACUACACAGAUAUCACAAAUACAUAUUCCAUACGCUUGUAAAUUGCUAUUUCAGGAGUUAAUGGCUAUGAAUAUUUCGCCCCGAUUGUUUACUUAA
Molecule: messenger RNA, 3747 nt
Organism: Cetraspora pellucida
Lineage: Eukaryota; Fungi; Glomeromycota; Glomeromycetes; Diversisporales; Gigasporaceae
Source: the annotation of a GenBank genome assembly